UAAACAUACAUUAGCUUUGUGGAAUAUCCUUCUGCACACGACACUUACAUGAUGGUUUUAAAACCCAGCUGAUCACCGAUUCCAUUCACUUGUGAAAAAACAGACAUGUCUGAAACAAGAGGAAAGAUCAUUCAGUGCAAGGCUGCUGUUUGCUGGGAGCCAAGACAACCUCUCUCUAUUGAAACAGUAGAAGUAGAACCACCAAGAGGAGGAGAAGUUCGUGUGAGGAUUGCAUUCACUGGAAUCUGUCACAGCGAUGCUCAUAUAUUGAACGGGUGUAUAGAAGCUAAGUUACCUGUCAUCCUUGGUCACGAAGCUGCGGGCGUUGUGGAAAGUGUUGGGGAAGGCGUGACUAAUUUUCAAGAAGGUGACCAUGUCAUUGCGAUGUUCCUCCCAGAAUGCAACCAGUGUAGGUGCUGUACUAGUGGGAAAACUGGUACUUGUGAAGUAUUUAUGGACAAGAACUAUGCCAAUGGUUUAUUAAUGGACGGGACAUCUAGAUUCAGCAUCAGAGGGAAAACUGUUUACCAUUUUUUCGAUACCAGUACCUUCAGUCAGUAUACUGUGAUACCAGCUAUCUCGCUCGUAAAGGUCAACCCGGUUGCACCACUGGAGAAAAUAUGUUUACUUGGUUGUGGCAUACCUACUGGAUAUGGUACUGCCGUUAAUACAGCUCCGGUGAAACAAGGAUCCGUCUGUGCAGUGUGGGGACUGGGGUGUAUUGGAUUGGCAUGUGUUAUGGGGUGUAAGGCUGCAGGAGCCGCCCGUGUCAUCGGAGUAGAUAUCAAUGCAGACAAGUUCGAAUUAUCUAAAAAGUUUGGAGUGACAGAAGCAGUCAAUCCUUUGGACUAUGAUAAACCAAUCAACGAGGUACUUAAAGAGAAAACUAAUGGAGGACUAGACUUUGCCUUUGAAUGUGUCGGGACCACUAAAACAAUGGAGCAAGCAUUUAUGUCAUUGCACAAAGGUUGGGGUAAACUGUGUGUCGUCGGAUUAGCCCCCGAUGGAGAUAUCAUUAAAGUACCACCUUUUGAACUGUUAUACGGAAGGAGCAUUACUGGAGCACUGUAUGGAGAUCACAGACGUGCCAAGCAAGUCCCUGAGCUCGUAAACAAAUACAUGAGAGGGGAAAUAUUGAUUGACGAGUUUAUUACCCACACUAUGCCUCUGGAUAGGAUAAAUGAAGCUUUUGAUCUCCAGAGAGACGGAAAGAGUCUCAGAUCCGUUGUAACAAUGUAGAAACAGUUUACACAACGUCGCUGUGACUUCAUAGUCCACUGGAUAUACUAGUAGACGAUUUCAUAUAUUUGUGUUGAGUUAGAACUAGAUAAACAACUUACAGUGCAGCUCAAAUUUUCUUGAUCGAAACCUUCUCUUCACAUACCAUUUUUGGAUUCAUCCCAAAUUGUUGCAUUUUAGUAGCAUUGAGAAACUAUUUGGUUUUUUUCACUCGAUAUACUGUUAACAUAAAAUCAUGGUUAUCGAGAUUACCAAAGUUAAGAGUUAUCAACUUAGUUCAAGAACCGAAAAUAAACUCAUAUAAUUAUGUAGCAUUGUAAGCUUUAUGUAAAUCUUAUAUUCGUAUAUACAUGCUGUUGUUUUUAUAAAGUUAGAUGCUGAUAAUAAAUAACCGCAAAAUGCGAA
Messenger RNA from Mytilus californianus (California mussel), 1644 nucleotides. RefSeq names its product alcohol dehydrogenase class-3-like. Gene Ontology annotation, biological process: formaldehyde catabolic process. Bases 106 to 1239 code for a protein of 377 amino acids. NCBI's taxonomy places the organism in Eukaryota, Metazoa, Mollusca, Bivalvia, Mytilida, Mytilidae. The record is from RefSeq and is a predicted model, not a curated record. The transcript is spliced from 11 exons. Gene Ontology annotation, cellular component: cytosol. Gene Ontology annotation, molecular function: S-(hydroxymethyl)glutathione dehydrogenase [NAD(P)+] activity; zinc ion binding.